Messenger RNA from Linum trigynum, 351 nucleotides. The record is from the annotation of a GenBank genome assembly. NCBI's taxonomy places the organism in Eukaryota, Viridiplantae, Streptophyta, Magnoliopsida, Malpighiales, Linaceae.
AUGCGGGGGGGCAUCUGGGUAGCAUGGGACUCGAACCUGAUUACUAUCGAUGAAGUUGACCGCUCCAGUCAAUUUUUCCAUGUUAAAGCGGUGUCGGAGAGUAAAAGUUGGGUUUUAACAGCUGUGUACGCCAAUCCAGCUCUGAUACAAAGAAGAGAAUUAUGGCAGGCAAUUAGAGUGUCGGCGGAGGAUAUGGUGGAACCGUGGUUACUAGUGGGGGAUUUUAACUCCAUCCUCCAGCCUGUGGAUAAAUUGGGUGGUGCUCCUUUCAAUGCGUCUGGAGCUCGUGAGUUUCAGGAACGUGUGCUGGAUGCUGGCUUAGUGGAUUUGGGCUUUAUAGGGCCGCCAUAG